This is a messenger RNA of Saimiri boliviensis boliviensis (Bolivian squirrel monkey), 913 nucleotides long. Lineage: Eukaryota; Metazoa; Chordata; Mammalia; Primates; Cebidae. The record is from RefSeq and is a predicted model, not a curated record.
GCCGGAAUCCCACGCUCCCGACUUCUGCUUCCGGGUCACAGCCAUGGCGGUGGCAAAUUCAAGCCCUGUUAAUCCCGUGGUGUUCUUUGAUGUCAGCAUUGGCGGUCAGGAAGUUGGCCGCAUGAAGAUCGAGCUCUUUGCAGACGUUGUACCUAAGACGGCCGAGAACUUUAGGCAGUUCUGCACCGGAGAAUUCAGAAAAGAUGGGGUUCCAAUAGGAUACAAAGGAAGCACCUUCCACAGGGUCAUAAAGGAUUUCAUGAUUCAGGGUGGAGAUUUUGUUAAUGGAGAUGGUACUGGAGUCGCCAGUAUUUACCGGGGGCCAUUUGCAGAUGAAAAUUUUAAACUUAGACACUCAGCUCCAGGCCUGCUUUCCAUGGCAAACAGUGGUCCCAGUACAAAUGGCUGUCAGUUCUUUAUCACCUGCUCUAAGUGCGAUUGGUUGGAUGGGAAGCAUGUGGUGUUUGGAAAAAUCAUUGAUGGACUUCUCGUGAUGAGAAAGAUUGAGAAUGUUCCCACAGGCCCCAACAAUAAGCCCAAGCUACCUGUGGUGAUCUCACAGUGUGGGGAGAUGUAGUCCAGACCAAGACUGAUUCAGUAUAGCUUGCUCGACUUCAAGGCCAUAAACCAAGAGUGUGGACUGCCCUUUCUCUCUACCCUGGAACCAAAACCUGCAAGGAAGAAGGAUUGCUCUUUGUUCUGGACAUCCACAGAGAGUUAUCAGAGUCUGACAGAAAGGACGAAGGCUUUGGAGCCAAGUAGACCAGGAAGCCCCACCACUGUCUAAUUCUGUGACUUUAGUCAAGCCAGAUGACUUAAACCCCUUGGCACCCUACUUCACUCCUUUGCAUAAUUAGAUAAUAUAUUAUGCACGGAGUUGUGAAGGGCAAAUAAAUGAGACAGUAUGCUUGAC